Phragmites australis (common reed) is the source of this 2284-nucleotide messenger RNA. Its product is annotated as phosphatidylinositol/phosphatidylcholine transfer protein SFH8-like. The record is from RefSeq and is a predicted model, not a curated record. The transcript is spliced from 15 exons. Bases 274 to 2139 code for a protein of 621 amino acids. NCBI's taxonomy places the organism in Eukaryota, Viridiplantae, Streptophyta, Magnoliopsida, Poales, Poaceae.
UCUGUCCCAUGCCUUUAUAAAGUUAUUCCCACCUACCACCCACUCUUCCCUUCCCCCGUCCCAUCCCAUCCCAGUAUCCCACGCCCUCCCCACCUCCGCGACGCCACCCCCCAAAAAAUUCCCCUCGCCUCGGAUUCCCACGCGACCGCGCAGCACCCCCCUGCCCCCCACGCAUCGCCGAACCGGCGCCCCGAGGGUCCGCUUCAGGCUUCGGAGCGCGGGGGGAAGGAGUACGAGGAGGAGGAGAGGAGGAUCCGGUUCCCGUCGCUGCCCAUGUCAGGCCGUCUCGAUCGCCUUGCGCGGCCAUGUUUUGAAGGGUGCUCAAGUCAUGAUGAACGCAGAGACCAUAAAUCAGACUUGGAAAACUCUGAAGAUGAAAAGAAAACUAGAAUUAGCUCUUUGAAGAAGAAAGCAAUUGAUGCAUCAACUAAAUUUAAGCAUUCAUUAAAGAAGAAGAACAGGAGGAAGAGUGGCAGUCGGGUUCUCUCUGUAUCUAUCGAAGAUGUGCGGGAUCUAGAGGAGCUGCAAGCUGUAGAGGCAUUUAGACAAGCAUUACUUUUGGAUGAGCUGUUGCCUGCAAGGCAUGAUGACUAUCACAUGAUGCUGAGAUUUCUGAAAGCAAGGAAAUUUGAUAUUGAGAAAGCAAAACAAAUGUGGACUGAUAUGCUUCAAUGGCGGAAGGAGUAUGGUACUGAUACAAUUGUUGAGGAUUUCGAUUACAGCGAAUUGGACACUGUUCUGCAAUAUUAUCCUCAUGGUUAUCACGGUGUUGACAAAGAGGGUAGACCUGUUUAUAUCGAAAGGCUUGGAAAGGUUGACCCUAACAAGCUUAUGAAUGUAACAACAAUGGAUCGAUAUGUAAGAUACCAUGUGAAGGAGUUCGAGAGGAGCUUCUUGAUCAAAUUUCCAGCAUGUUCUCUUGCUGCAAAAAGGCACAUUGAUUCAAGCACAACAAUUCUGGAUGUUCAUGGUGUGGGGUUGAAAAAUUUCAGCAAAACAGCACGUGAAUUAAUUCAGCGACUGCAGAAAAUCGACAAUGAUAACUACCCAGAGACUCUAUAUCAAAUGUUUAUUGUCAAUGCUGGUCCGGGCUUUCGGCUGUUAUGGAACACUGUGAAGUCCUUCCUUGAUCCAAAAACCACUUCCAAAAUACAUGUUCUUGGGAACAAAUAUCAAAGUAAGGUACUUGAAAUAAUCGAUGCUAGUGAAUUGCCGGAAUUCCUUGGUGGCACUUGUACCUGUCCUGAAUAUGGAGGUUGCCUUAAGGCUGAAAAGGGACCAUGGAAGGACCCAAAUCUACUGAAGAUAGUCCUCAGUGGUGAGGCCCAGUGUGCUCGACAAAUUGUAACUGUUUGCAAUGGCGAGGAAAAAAUUAUUUCCUAUGCCAAACCCAAGUAUUACGCAAUGCGAGGGAGUGACACAUCAACCGCUGAGUCUGGCUCAGAAGCUGACGAUGCUACCUCCCCUAAAGCCCUGAGAAGUUACAUCUCUCAUCCUAAGUUGACCCCAGUUCGUGAAGAGGUCAAAAUGGUCAGGGCUGCUAGCUUUUCUACUCGUCUCCCUGAAUAUGAUGUACCUGUCAUUGACAAGGCUGUUGAUGCUACAUGGAAGAGAGAGCAGCCUCGAAAGACGCCUUUCCCAUCCAAAGGCUCUUCUCUGACUUCCACAACAAGGCCAUCCAAUAGCUCUUGGGAUAAGAUUGUUGCUGCUCUUAUGGCUAUUGUAAUGUUGUUUCGAUCUGUGAAAGAUCUUGCCACAAGGAGAUUGCCAUAUAAGAAUAAGUCAGAAGAAAACUACACGGCAUCAUAUCCAGACUCCAUUCUGGAAGAAGAAUUCCGUCCACCUUCUCCAAGUCCUGGGUUUGCUGAAGCUGACCUAUUUGCAGCAGUCUUGCAAAGGCUGGGAGAGCUUGAAGAGAAGGUUCAUAUGCUUCAAGAAAAGCCUUCUGAAAUGCCUUGCGAGAAGGAAGAGUUGCUUAAUGCCGCUGUUCGACGUGUGGAUGCAUUGGAAGCUGAACUCAUUGUAACGAAGAAGGCUCUGCAUGAGGCUCUUAUCAGGCAAGAGGAACUGCUUGCGUACAUUGACAGCAAGGAGGUUGCCAAGGCUCAGAGAAGGAAGAAACAAAUGUUUUGCUAUUAGGACCCGGAGAGACUCCUGUUCAAUUUCUGCUUGCUGAGAUGAGAUUCCAAAGAUGGCAUCUGAGAUGUAACCCGGAGAGACUCCUGUUCAAUUUCCUAACAUGUAAAUCGACAGAGGUUCUGAUAAAUAAAAUGUGUUUUUUUCA